AGAAAGAGCACUAACUCCCCGGAAUGCGAGCUAAGCCAUGUUUGUUGUCGUCGACAAGAUUCCGAAGAUCCUGCAGAAGAACUAAGCUAUCACAAGUGUGGUAACAGGAGUCCAAUAUUCUUCACGGGUAGAGUAGUGAACUCGAAAACUUCUGCACAAACAGAAUUUGGUGAAUGGCCUUGGCAAGCGGCAAUACUUAAACGAAGCGGUGCUGCAUUUUUCUUCGUCUGUGGUGGUACACUCAUAGAUGAUCAACAUGUCUUGACAACUGCACAUUGCGUCACUGGUUUUCGGAAUAACGAUGAAAACUUAGUUGUAAGGUUAGGGGAAUGGGACACUCGAGCAGCCACUGAAACAUAUCCUCAUGAAAACUUCAAUGUGUCACAAGUACUUAUUCAUCCAGAUUACCGAUUCAGAAAUUAUCAGAACGACAUUGCCAUCUUAAAGCCAACCGAAGUCGAUUUUAAGCCUCAUAUUAACAUGGCCUGCCUACCUAGAGAGGAUGAUAACUUCACUAAUCAGACUUGCGUUGUCACAGGAUGGGGACAGGACGCAUUUAAAAAUGGCUCAUUCACACAAGUCAUGAAAAAAGUGUCACUUCCAGUCAUUGGGCAUACCGAGUGUCAGGAAAAACUAAGGAAUACAAUCCUAGGUCCUCGCUUCAAACUUCACAGUGGCUUCUUUUGCGCAGGUGGCAAAGAAGGUGAAGAUUCAUGUACAGGUGACGGUGGAGGACCUUUGGUUUGUCUUCAGGAGGACAAUACCUACGUUCUAGCUGGCAUUGUUUCCUGGGGUCUUGAAUGUGGUACUAAAGAUGUUCCAGGGGUGUAUGUCAACGUUCAAAAAUACGUAAAUUGGAUAUCUUCAAGUACUGGAAACCCAGUGGAAGAGUAUUGGAAAAUUGACUGAUGACUUGACUUUUUAAUCAAUUGAUUUAAUAAAGGGUGUUUUGA
This is a messenger RNA of Uloborus diversus, 953 nucleotides long. Its product is annotated as inactive CLIP domain-containing serine protease A28-like. NCBI's taxonomy places the organism in Eukaryota, Metazoa, Arthropoda, Arachnida, Araneae, Uloboridae. Gene Ontology annotation, biological process: proteolysis. The record is from RefSeq and is a predicted model, not a curated record. Gene Ontology annotation, molecular function: serine-type endopeptidase activity.